CUUACCCCUCUCGCCCCGCACGCGGCACGCCAACACCAUACCCAGCGAUACCUAUGUCAAACACCGCAUACAACCCACAUCCGCCUGUGAUCCAGGCAGGCUCGAUAACGGCGCCAGCGUACGAGUACGCGUCCGUGCCUCCAGGCGAGCUCGGUGUUCCGAACAUGGACAACGACUGGUCGGCGUCGCGCACCACGCUCGCCGAUGGGAUGGCGAUCAACCGUGGCGGCACGCCGCCUCCCAACAAGGAAGAGCAGAAGGCGCUCCGGUCGAGCAUGGGCAUCGACUUGCAGUCGAUUCGGCAUCCGGAGAGCUGGCGGGACCUAGUCCCGGCGUUCGUCAUCGCGUUUAUUCUUGUAAUCGUAAUCGUCACGGAGGUGUUCAAAAAGCAGAUCCUCGAGGCCCUCGCGCCUGCCGCCACGUGGCUAUUGGCAACGCCGGGAGGAUGGGCCAUUCCGAUUGGCAUCCUCGUUGUUAUGUCUUUCCCUCCUCUGUUCGGCCACGAGUUCGUUGCCAUUUUCUGUGGUAUGGUCUGGGGUCCUGGUAUUGGGUUUGGUAUCGUGUGCGCGGGCACGAUCGUUGGCGAGACGUUGAUGUUCCUCAUAUUUAAGUACGCCCUUCACUCGUACGGCGAGAGGGCCCAACGGAAGAGCAUCUCCUUUGCCGCGUUCUGCAAUGUUAUCAGGAAGGGUGGCUUCCGCGUCAUCCUCGCUUCACGUUUUAGCGCUGUUCCUCCCCACUUUACUACUGCCGUUUACGCAACAUGCCAAGUAAAACUCUGGCAGUUCCUCCUCGCGGCGGUUCUCUCCCUGCCGAAGCAGCUCGCGUCGGUCUUCAUCGGAUACGAUCUCAAAUUGUCAGCUGAUGGUCAGAGUAGCAAGCUCGCCAACAUCGUCACGUACGCCGUCCUCGGCAUUACUGUCGUGGUCACGAUCGCGGUGAUGCGUCACCUCCGCCAGAAGACUGCGCAAGAGACGGAGGCCGUCGUGUACCAGCGGCGCAAAGCGAGACAAGCAGCCGAGCUCAAGUCCAACUACACCGCCCAGCCGUACGACCCGUACUACAACGGUGGAAGCGACAACGGCCAUGCGCGCCAAGCCAGCACGGCGCAUUUGUUGGGAAAGCCAGAGAACUCGAACAUGGUCUGAGUCAACGUCUGGUCUUAUUACUCAUUUGACUCUUGUUAUCUUUUGUUCAUUCAUACCCGGACUCUCGCUAUAUUUACUGACUCGUGUAUUUAUCGUCAUUCAUACACAUUCG
Molecule: messenger RNA, 1260 nt
Organism: Coniophora puteana RWD-64-598 SS2
Lineage: Eukaryota; Fungi; Basidiomycota; Agaricomycetes; Boletales; Coniophoraceae
Exons: 8
Coding region: 54-1148 (364 amino acids)
Source: RefSeq, a predicted model, not a curated record